Molecule: messenger RNA, 849 nt
Organism: Oldenlandia corymbosa var. corymbosa
Lineage: Eukaryota; Viridiplantae; Streptophyta; Magnoliopsida; Gentianales; Rubiaceae
Source: the annotation of a GenBank genome assembly
AUGUUUGUUCUACUUAUCAAUUUCAUUCAAAGUAGCUUUGUCUGUUUCGUCAUCAUAUCGGCGGUGACCUGGAAUAGUGUCAAGCAUUACGCGGUCAAGUAUGAUGCUAUGCGGGAGGCGCUUAAUGGGAAGAAAGCAUAUUUGUUGCAUGCUGCGAUAGAAUUGGAUGAGCUUCUUAAGCGCAUCAACAGGAAACUGUGUAGAGCUGCAAAGAGGAAUGACAAUAGUCAUGUGAUCAAAGAGAUCGUGAAUGCUCAUCCUGUCAUCAUGGAUUAUAUGGUGAGACAUCUUGAUCUCAUUUCUUCCCAGGCCUCAGAGAUGUCAUCAUCUGCAACAUUGAUCCUUAAAUCUCUUAGAAAAGCCAGUGCGGAUGAUGAGGAAGCACAGCAAAAGCUUGUCAAACUGACCUCCUUUCAGGAACUACUUGAGGAUUUCGUUGAGAAGGCAAAUGCUUUGGGUGUAACAAAGGCUGAGUUGGCUCAUAGAGAGAAAGAGUUGGAAACUUACAAGAAUGCGGGAAUGAAGAAUUGCCACCUCAUUAAAGAGAAGUUUCACCAUGAGUUCGAAAGGGCCGAGGUUCUUAUGCCGGAGAAUGCAAUCAUGGACGUUGGGUUGUUUCGUGUCCACAGAAAUGGGGAAGGGGUAGUUGUGGUGUCUGCGGUUCCAGAAGCUUCAAGGCCUAGUCACGGGUACGAAAAGGUGAAGGUAGCACCACCGCAGCCUCGAGUUGAUGCGCCUUUAGCCGUGGAGCAAGCCAGGAAUGUACCUAUGGAGGGAGCAGUGACUACGGGAGUUGUUGUGGCUGCAGCUUUGGAGACCAGAAGGCAGAACGUGGAGGAAGAGGGAUGA